AAAGCGUCUCGUUGCCAGCGCGCUCUAGAAGCUACUGGCCAUUUCUGUCGGCUUCUUCAUGGCUCAACGACUUCAAAUUUUAAAUCCAGCACGAGUCGGAAUACUAAAACGACACAAAGCGCUGAGAAAGCGGAACAACGUCCCUCGAUAGAAAGAGGCGAUUCCAUCGAAAUCUCGUCUAUCAUGUGAUAAUAGUGAUCGUUUCCGGAUCUUGUUUCGUAAAUUAUCCUACGCUAUCAGAUUCGUAAAAAUACUUGUAGGGAUGGAUGAACAGAACGUGUUAUACGUAGAAGUGUGUCAAUAUGCCCACAGUAUCUUAUCAAAAACCAUAAUUGAAGAAACUGUAAAUGCCGAAUUACAAUUAUUGGAUGAGAUCUCUCUCGAUGUCAUUGUAUAUGGUAAAAAUUGUAUGAGCACAGUUAUCAAAGAUCAUGUCGAAUCUAUCAUAUGCUCAUCUGACUAUGUGGAGAAGGGAAAGGUCAAAAUUAAAGGAACUACUAUUAAGUAUUAUGUCUAUAGACUGACACAAGAAGAUGCUGCCAUAGAAACAAUGAAAUGUGAUUCCGAUGAAUUGCCAGUUGCGUCUCACUGGCUGUUACCCGCACAGGAAUUUCACUGCAUGUGGGAGAAUCUGUAUUACGAUUGUGACAUAAAGAAUAACUUAUUACGUUUCGUGGAGACUACAAUGUUAUUUUCUGAUCACGCUGUUAAUUCUAACAUUAUAAGCUGGAAUAAAGUGGUAUUGUUGCACGGCCCCCCAGGUACAGGCAAAACCAGUAUGUGCAAAGCUCUCGCUCAAAAAGCUGUCAUUCGCAUGGGAGAUCGCUUUACUCAUGGAAAAUUUAUCGAGAUUAAUAGCCACAGCUUAUUUUCGAAAUGGUUCUCAGAGAGUGGAAAACUUGUUAUGAAGUUGUUUGAUGAAAUAAAGAAUUUGGUUCAAGACGAAAGGGCUCUGAUAUGCAUUUUGAUUGAUGAGGUAGAAUCGUUAGCCCAUGCACGUAAAUUAUGCAGCAACGGUACUGAACCAUCUGACUCCAUACGCGUUGUGAAUGCACUGCUCACGCAAUUGGAUCAAAUCAAACGAUAUCCGAACGUUUUAAUUUUAACGACGAGCAAUAUGACGGAAGCAAUAGAUCUUGCGUUUGUCGAUCGAGCGGAUAUAAAGCAGUAUCUUGGAUAUCCAUCCGAAAUCGCUAUUUACAAUAUUUAUCAUUCGUGCCUAAAGGAAUUAAUGAGAACUGGAAUUUUGGAAAAUGAAGAGAUACACGAUAUAUCGCAGUUAAAGAUACUUGGCUACACAGAAUAUGAAAACACUAAGAACAGUCUAAAAUUGCUGGAACUUAGCCGCGAGAGCGAAGGCUUAACUGGUCGUACAUUAAGAAAAAUACCAUUUUUGGCGCACGCUCUUCAUACAUCCACGAGCAAAACUACGCUGUCCAAAUUUCUAAAAGCCAUGCACACUGCUAUACUGAAACAGGAUCAACAAGAAGGCGAUAUGCAGCAGUCGUGAACAGAAAGAUUGUUCUUUUCCUAUUUACUUUAAUACUAUUUUAUUAUGUAUAUUCUAUUUUAUAUAUACAUACAUAUAAUUAUGUAUAUAUAAU
Molecule: messenger RNA, 1604 nt
Organism: Wasmannia auropunctata (little fire ant)
Lineage: Eukaryota; Metazoa; Arthropoda; Insecta; Hymenoptera; Formicidae
Gene: pch2
Product: pachytene checkpoint protein 2 homolog
Exons: 6
Coding region: 263-1510 (415 amino acids)
Biological process (GO): meiotic recombination checkpoint signaling; reciprocal meiotic recombination
Cellular component (GO): nucleus; chromosome
Molecular function (GO): ATP hydrolysis activity; ATP binding
Source: RefSeq, a predicted model, not a curated record